AAUUCUAAAACAACAGAAAAAAAAAUCCUGAGGAAAUUGAAAUGACAAGCUCAAUGCACAACAAAACAAACCCACUGUUAUCGACAGCCUUGGCGGCGUACUUGAUCUGGAAAACUCUACCUCAUCCUUAUUCUUUCUUCUUCUUAUUCUUUCUCUUUCUCUGUCUCCUCGCUUCUUCUUCCUCUCUCAAACCCAGAUCUGGGUUUGAGACAAACCCAGAUCUGGGUUUGAGACAAACCCAGAUCUGGGUUUCAUCACAUUAGCAAUAAUCCACCGGCAUCAAGCAGCGACCAUCACCAGGACCAUCAUUGACACCGAUCUGAGAGAUACUUGGUGGAACGCCACUCACGCGACCUCGAACCAGCAUUUCGUCCGUUGAAGAGGCACAAGCAAUGGUUUAUUCGAUGAGUAUCCACAGCCUACUUCUCGAGAUCUAGUAGUGAAGAGAGGCACAAGCAACGAAUGGGCGAACGACUCCGACAUAGCGGAAAAGAGCUACCGGCGGCGUUGUGGUUUAUUCUCGGAGAAUCCACAGGCGACUCCUGGAGAGGAAGAAGAAGAGGGAAGAGAGGAGAGAGAGAAAGAAUAAGAAAAGUUAAAAAAAGACAUAAUCCCCUCCUUGAUCCUUUCUUUUCAAAUCUUCGACUCUCUGAAAAUGGCAUCCUUCUCCUCUUUAAUGAAUCCGGAACCAGGGUUUGGUCAUCUGCGUCAUCAACAAACUCUGUAAACUCCAGUAUUGCGGUUCUUGAAGACAGUGGAAAUCUUGUUAUAAGGGAUGGGAGAAAUUCCUGUGUCAUUGUAUGGCAGGGUUUUGAUCAUCCAACUCAUACAUGGUUGCCUGGAGCCAAGCUUGGAUUGAACAAGCUUACGAAAGAAAGACAAAUCUAUUUUUCAUGGAGGAAUCCAGAAGAUCCAAAACCUGGUUCCUUCUCCCUGGAGCUUGACCUGAAUGGGACAAGGCAGUACUUCAUAAUGCAGAAUGGGAACAGGCACUGGAAUUGUGAGAUUUGGCCUGGAAGAGUUUCAACCUUUGGUCCUGAUACUCUAGCCAGCAAUUACAUAGACAUAAACUAUGUGUCGAAUGAAAAAGAGAACUAUUUCAGCUGUACUGUCACAAACUCUUCAGUAGUUGCAAGAUUUGUGAUGGACUUGUCCGGGGAGCUCCAGCAACUCAUCUGGGAUGAUUAUUCUCAGCAGUGGCGGGUAAUCUGGUCACGGCCAAAGGACCACUGUGAAAUCUAUGCGUUUUGUGGAGAGUAUGGAAGCUGCAAUCAGUACAGUUUGCCUACUUGUAGAUGCUUGAGAGGAUUCCAACCAAGUGAUCCUAAAGAAUGGAAUUCUGGGAAUUAUACACGUGUGAGGAAUUCCGCACUGCAAUGCGGCCAAGGUGGGAAAGAUGGAUUCCUGUUGGUUCCAAAUAUACGAUUGCUUGCGAAUUCAAAGUCCCUGAGUGUUAAGACAUCAGAAGAAUGUGAAGCAGCUUACUUGAGAAACUGUUCCUGCACAGGAUACAGUUCUGAGGGUGAAUGCUUGAUGUGGGAAGAAGAUUUGCUGAACAUCCAGUAUCUCUCAUUUGGGGAUAAUCUUGGAAGAGAUCUCCAUCUCCGGCUAGCAGCAACGGAACUAGCUGCUUUGAGAGUGAAGAAAAAGGAAAGAUCCUACCAGAUCAUCACUGGUGCAGUAGCAGGAGUACUAAGUGCAACAAAGAAUUUUGCAGAAAAAUUAGGUGAAGGAGGCAUUGGUUGUGUCUUCAGAGGAACACUGCCUAUUUCAGUUGCAAUAGCUGUGAAGAGGCUGAGAUGUUGCGGGGAAGGAGAGAAGCAGUUUCUCGUCUACGAUCACAUGCCAAACGGUUCUCUAGACAAUCAUCUGUUCCAAAAGGAUUCAAAGGCCUUAGACUGGGAAACAGGAUACAACAUUGCACUUGGCAUUGCAAGAGGAUUAGCCUAUCUCCAUGAAGAGUGCAGAGAUUGCAUCAUACACUGUGACAUCAAGCCUGAGAACAUUCUGCUUGAUGCCUGGUGUAAUCCUAAGAUUUCAGAUUUCGGCUUAGCAAAGCUCUUAGGCAGGGAUUUUAGCCGGAUUUUGACAACAAUAAAAGGAACCAGACGAUACCUUGCACCUGAACGGAUUUCAGGGGAAGCUGUCACACCAAAAGCUGAUGUCUUUAGCUAUGGGAUGCUGCUUUUCGAGAUCAUACCAGGAGGGAGAAAUUGGAAUUCAGGAGAAGAACUUUAUAAUUUCUUCCCAGCUCGUGCUGCCAAAAACAUAAGCAAUGGCGUUGAUGUCAUCUGCUUGUUACUACAGACUGGAAGCCAAUGCAGACAGGGAUGAAGUAAUGAAGGCUUGCAAUGUUGCAUGCUGGUGCAUUCAAGAUGAAGAGAAAAAACAGACCAUCAUAAGGUAUGUUGUACAAAUCCAGGAAGGACUGAAGUUUCUAAGCCUGCAGUGCCUACGUUUAUCCGAGCAUUAUUCUUUAACGAAGAAGAUGAUAACUUGUCUAGAAUGCAGUGAAACAAACUGCAACACCGGCUACUUUAAUCAUAAGCAGUAUGUAACGCAGCAAACCUCGUGAAAUAUUGUCCAGAACUGCAACAUAAAGAUACUGCUGUAUA
Rubroshorea leprosula is the source of this 2615-nucleotide messenger RNA. NCBI's taxonomy places the organism in Eukaryota, Viridiplantae, Streptophyta, Magnoliopsida, Malvales, Dipterocarpaceae. The record is from the annotation of a GenBank genome assembly.